AUGCAGAGGCAAUACAGUCGAGAUCGGAAAACCGCCCCUAUUUCGGAGCAAUUGGCCCCUCGACAAAUGCCGGGGCUGUCAGGGCGGCCAUGGCCGAUCGCGGGCUGUUCAUUGGCUGCAUGCCUCUUGAUCGGAUUGAUGUAUUUGCUCCAGUCAUCCGUCUUUUUCGGGCCCUUGGUUUUACCCGGGCGGCAUCAUCAAAAUAUUCAAGAGGAUGAGGCCAUCAUUGCUCGACCGCGGAUAGAACUUCACCCAGAGGACCAUGUGUACCGGGCGCCCGCGACUCAGUAUUUGGACUGGCGUGUGACCUCGGAAUUUCGCAGACCAGACGGUGUAUUGAAGCGGGUCUAUCUCAUCAAUGGCCUUUUCCCUGGACCGACGGUGGAGGCCCGCCCUGGUGACACCUUGAUCAUCAAUGUUACCAAUGCCUUGCCGGAUGAACCAAUUGCUCUCCAUUGGCACGGCCUUCAUGUGGCUAGUAAGCAUCUGCCGUCGUCCGAUCUUCGAUUAAAAGUAUCGGGGCUAACUCACAUAGAUGCCAUGGAUGGUGCAGUGGGGAUCUCACAAUGUCCCAUCACUUCCGGAAGACAUUUUGUUUACAAUUUGACGAUCCCGUCCGAUCAGAGUGGAACUUUCUGGUACCAUGCCCAUUCGGGGGUCUCGCGGGCUGAUGGCCUUUAUGGUGGGCUAGUCGUCCAUGCACCAGCUUCCAAAUCGACCGCUCCCAGCUUAAUGCCCCGGAGGCGCGAUAAUCUCCCCCGAUACACCUAUGACAGAGAACUUUUGCUUCUCGUGGGGGACUGGUACCAUCGCACCGCGGGUGAUGUUCUUGAAUGGUAUAUGGACCCAGGGAACUUUGGAAAUGAGCCUGUUCCCGAUUCCAUGCUCAUCAAUGGGGCAGGGCAUUUUGACUGCAUGAUGGCGGUGCCUGCUAGGCCGGUGGAUUGCAUUGAUCAGCAAGUGAAUAAUUCAUUUAUCGACCUCGAUCCUUAUGCGUCAUAUCGAAUCCGCGUGGUCAACACUGGAGCUCUAGCCGGGCUAAGUCUCGUUUUCGACAACCAUCUCUUGGACCUGCUUCAGGUGGAUAGUGUCGAUGUGGCACGCUCCAAAGAAAGGAAUAUAAAUUCCAUCGGCGUACUUUUACCAGGGCAACGCAUGGAUUUUAUUCUUCGGCCAUUAUUGCAGACGUCUGAGAAGCAGUCACACAUGAGGAUUCAGUUCGAUCAAGAUUCCUUCAAGUACACCAACCCAGCAUUGACGCCUGAUCAAACCUUCGCCAUCAACUACCGUUCCGAUGCCGUUGACGGACCUCCGCUCAAGGCGAACCAUCUCAACAUCGGAGAAGCACCUUCUGCGCCGUCUAUUCUCCGUUCCAUCCCUCCCAUUGCGCAGCAAACACAUGUGGUCUACACAAAGAUCCAAAAGAUGGCACGACACUCCAACAAACCAUUCGGUUACUUCAAUCAGACUACCUGGAAGCCCCAGCAAGAUCCACCCGCUCCAUUGGCCUCUAUACCACGGGCCAAAUGGGACGCAAACCAAUUCGCAAUAACCACGGGGCCGGAGCCCGUAUGGAUAGAUCUGGUAAUCAACAAUCUAGAUGAAGGAUCCCACCCCUUCCACAUGCAUGGCCACCACUUCUACGUACUCGCAGUCCACCAAGCCGAAUUUGGCUGGGGCUCCUACAAUCCUUUCGUUGACAAAAUCCCACCACACCUAGAACCUGAGUCAGAUGCGUUGAGAAAUCACACAGAUGACGCCAAUAACCCCAGCACUGGUUAUAAUUCCGGUCUGUACGACACAUCCCGGGCUGCUUUGCGUGACACAGUCCAGAUCCCAAGUCGCGGCUAUGCUGUUCUCCGUUUCCGGGCGGAUAACCCCGGCGUUUGGCUUUUCCAUUGCCAUAUGCUUUGGCAUUCGGCGACGGGUAUGGCCAUGUUGAUUGAUGUGCAGGGCGAUCAGGCGGGAUUGGAUGCGCACGCUGACAGCGGAGAAUCAUGUCCUGUUUUUUGA
Penicillium mononematosum is the source of this 2013-nucleotide messenger RNA. RefSeq lists its product as uncharacterized. The transcript has 6 exons. Gene Ontology annotation, molecular function: oxidoreductase activity; copper ion binding. The coding region runs from base 1 to 2013 and encodes 670 amino acids. The record is from RefSeq and is a predicted model, not a curated record. NCBI's taxonomy places the organism in Eukaryota, Fungi, Ascomycota, Eurotiomycetes, Eurotiales, Aspergillaceae.